Anguilla anguilla (European eel) is the source of this 1914-nucleotide messenger RNA. It is a transcript of the gene map2k2b, whose product is annotated as mitogen-activated protein kinase kinase 2b. Bases 647 to 1828 code for a protein of 393 amino acids. The record is from RefSeq and is a predicted model, not a curated record. The transcript has 12 exons. Gene Ontology annotation, biological process: protein phosphorylation. NCBI's taxonomy places the organism in Eukaryota, Metazoa, Chordata, Actinopteri, Anguilliformes, Anguillidae. Gene Ontology annotation, molecular function: protein kinase activity; ATP binding.
AAAUGUUUGAUGUGUGAUCUCGCGAGAUUGCGCGGCACUCAUCCUGUUCGAAGCACUGCUUCCUGGACCAGAACCCCCCUGAACCCGAGUCUCCGCCGCUCGGACGAAAGAACAGAAUAGAGCCGCGCACCCGGUGGCUCUACCCCGGGACAUCUGCGGCGACACCUCGCCUUGGCCGAACAGACGUUCUCGGACGACCAGCAGUUGCUGUCACCGGCGUUACCUGCCCUGCCUCCGUGCCCGCCAGAGACAGGCCAGGGCCGUGCCGAGACGAGCAACGCGAGCAGACUCCGUUUUGCCUUAAAAGUGGGAGAGGAAGAGAUUGAAAAAAAAAAAAAAAAUACGGAAUGUGGUGAUGGAUUUUGUCCAAAUUUUAUAGUUUCUCCAGUAGCUUGCUAGCAUCGUUAGCUAGCCAACUGCACACCACUGGGAGAGGUCUAGCUAGCUUUCUAGCUAACUAGCCUGCUUGCAAGGUUGGCUAGCUAACUUGGUAGCUAGCUGCUGUGUAGGCGAGCCGAGCUAGGUGGCCGUCUUGCAGAGGAGAUCGUGCGAAUGCGAUAGCAAGCUCGGUAUCUAGUUAGCCAGUUUGCUCAACUUGAGAACAAUCAAGACCGUCGGAUUUGACCGCUAACAAAACGUAGUCACCAUGGCCCCCAAGAGAAGACCUAUGCCCCUGAACAUCACGCCUACCGGAGAAGGGCAGACGGCCUCCACCACGAUUGAUGCCGCCACCGAGGCCAACCUGGAGGCCCUGCAGAAGAAGCUGGGCGAGCUGGACCUGGACGAUCAGCAGAAGAAGCGCCUGGAGGCCUUCCUUACCCAGAAGGCCAAGGUGGGCGAGCUGAAGGACGACGACUUCCACCGCAUCUGCGAGCUCGGGGCCGGCAACGGGGGCGUGGUCAACAAGGUCCGCCACAAGCCGUCCAGCCUGGUGAUGGCCCGGAAGCUGAUCCACCUGGAGAUCAAGCCCGCCAUCCGGAACCAGAUCAUCCGCGAGCUGCAGGUCCUGCACGAGUGCAACUCGCCCUACAUCGUGGGCUUCUACGGGGCCUUCUACAGCGACGGCGAGAUCAGCAUCUGCAUGGAGCACAUGGACGGGGGAUCCCUGGAUCAGGUGCUGAAAGAGGCUCGGAGGAUUCCCGAAGAGAUCCUCGGAAAAGUCAGCAUAGCAGUUCUGAGAGGGCUAGCGUACCUGCGGGAGAAACACCAGAUAAUGCACAGAGACGUGAAGCCGUCCAACAUCCUGGUGAACUCUCGCGGUGAGAUCAAGCUGUGCGACUUCGGCGUGAGCGGCCAGCUCAUCGACUCCAUGGCCAACUCCUUCGUGGGGACGCGCUCCUACAUGUCGCCGGAGAGACUGCAGGGCACGCACUACUCUGUGCAGUCGGACGUGUGGAGCAUGGGCCUGUCCCUGGUGGAGCUGUCCAUCGGCCGCUACCCCAUCCCCCCUCCCGACGCCAAGGAGCUGGAGGCCAUUUUCGGGAGGCCCGUGAUGGACGGCGGGGAGGGGCACAGCACCUCCCCCCGCCCCCGCCCCCCCGGCCGGCCCGUCAGUGGUCACGGUCCUGCCAUGGCCAUCUUUGAGCUGCUGGACUACAUCGUGAACGAGCCCCCUCCCAAGCUGCCACACGGCGUCUUCACUUCCGAUUUCCAGGACUUUGUGACAAAAUGCCUCAUUAAGAACCCUGCGGAGAGAGCUGACCUGAAGAUGCUAAUGAACCACACCUUCAUCAAGCGCUCGGAGGUGGAGGAGGUGGACUUCGCCGGCUGGCUGUGCAAAACCAUGGGCCUGAACCAGCCCAGCACCCCCACCCGCACCGCCGUCUGACUGCUGUCUGCACCCAGCGCUGUCCGUCUGUCUGUCCCUGUGUCCGUCUGUCUGUCUGCGGCUCUGUGUGUCUGCACAGGCCACUG